This is a messenger RNA of Ananas comosus (pineapple), 1332 nucleotides long. RefSeq names its product cytochrome P450 704C1-like. The record is from RefSeq and is a predicted model, not a curated record. The coding region runs from base 1 to 1332 and encodes 443 amino acids. Gene Ontology annotation, molecular function: iron ion binding; heme binding; oxidoreductase activity, acting on paired donors, with incorporation or reduction of molecular oxygen. Lineage: Eukaryota; Viridiplantae; Streptophyta; Magnoliopsida; Poales; Bromeliaceae. The transcript has 6 exons.
AUGGGAAGGGGGAAGGAGGAGGGGACGAAGAAGAUCCGCCAGAUUCCCAACCGGCGAAGUUCGCGCCGCGGAAUCACGGGGGAGUACAACUACUGCAUCAUAAAGGAUCUCCUAGGCGACGGGAUCUUCGCGGUGAACGGCGACAAAUGGCUCCACCAGCGAAAGCUCGCGAGCCACGAGUUCUCGACGAAAGUCCUACGCAGCUUCAGCAGCGUCGCAUUCAGGAAGAACGCCGCGAAGCUGGCGAAGAAGAUCUCAGCUGCAGCAGCUGGUUCAACUGUGAUUGAUCUGCAGGAUCUUCUGAUGAAAUCGAUGCUCGACUCGAUCUUCAAAGUCGGGUUUGGUCUCGAGAUCGACACACUCUCGGGAUCGGAUGAGUUCGGCGUUUGUUUCAGCAAGGCCUUUGACGAAUCGAACUGGAUCGUCUUCCGUCGGUACGUCGACAUAUUCUGGAGCGCCAAGCGGUAUCUGAACAUCGGGUUAGAAAGGCAACUCAAGAAGAACAUAAAGAUUAUUGACGAUUUUGUAUACCAGUUGAUUCAACGCAAGAGGGAGAACAUGCAGAACGAGCAAGAUGUGAGAAACAAAGAAGAUAUACUAUCAAGGUUCAUACUAGCAAGCAACGAGGACCCUGAUGAGAGAAUAACCGACAAGUACUUGAGAGAUAUAAUUCUCAACUUCCUGAUAGCAGGGAAAGACACCUCAGCGAACACACUCUCAUGGUUCUUCUACAUGCUCUGCAAACACCCAACAAUACAGGAAAGGAUUGCCUUGGAGAUAAUAGAAAGCGUAGGAGAUAAAGUUGUGAGCAACGAGAAAGGAAAUUAUAGUAGUGUUGACGAGUUCACUGCGAGGUUAACUGAACAAUCCAUGGACAAGAUGCAGUAUCUCCAUGCGGCGAUUACUGAGACUCUCAGGCUCUAUCCUGCUGUUCCUGUGGAUGGGAAGUGUGCAGAUGAGGAUGAUGUGCUUCCUGAUGGGUUGAAGGUGAAGAAGGGAGACGGUGUGAACUACAUGAUGUAUGCCAUGGGCAGGAUGACUUACCUUUGGGGCGAAGACGCCGAUGAGUUCAAGCCAGACCGCUGGCUGGCGAACGGAGUUUUCCAGCCGGCUAGCCCAUUCAAGUUUGUCGCCUUCAAUGCUGGCCCUCGAAUUUGUUUGGGAAAAGAAUUUGCAUACAGACAGAUGAAGAUCUUGGCUGCAACUCUCAUUCACUUCUUCAGAUUCAGACUAGAAGAUGAAUCAAGGAGUAUAAAAUAUAGAACAAUGUUUACCCUGCACAUUGAUGGGGGCCUCCCUGUGACUGCCCUAAGAAGAAUCAAAUGCGAAUGA